This is a messenger RNA of Cladocopium goreaui, 1910 nucleotides long. The record is from the annotation of a GenBank genome assembly. NCBI's taxonomy places the organism in Eukaryota, Dinophyceae, Suessiales, Symbiodiniaceae.
AAAGGUCCACCUUUCCGUCCCGCUGCCAUGGUGCGAAGCCGGCUGCGGGAGGGGGCGGGGCAAGCUGACGAUACCCCGGUGCGCAAGGGCAGCAAAGAGGGGACCAGAAAGAAGGGCCGACGACCGGUGGGAAGCCCACUAGACAGUGACGACGAGGAUGCCUUUGGGGCUUGUGACAACUGUGAGGAAGAUGAGGAAGGACUGGAAGGUUUGGGAGUGCCAUUAGAUUCAGUUGUCAAAGUUUGGUGCGUCCACAGCACCCCCAACUUUUCGCUGCCAUGGCAGCGGCGACGGCAGUACCGUUCCAGCGGGUCCGGUUUCGUGAUCGAUGCCAAGAGGCGGGUGAUUCUGACCAAUGCCCACUGCAUCGAAUGGCACACGCAAGUGAAAGUACAACGCAGAGGCUGCGAUACCAAACACCUGGCGAAGGUGGUGUCAGUUGGCUGGGAGGCCGACUGUGCAGUCUUGACUGUAGAGAACGAUGAGUUCUGGCAAGACAUAAAGGUGGUACAGCUCAGCAAGAAGGUUCCCCAUUUGGAGGAGCAUGUCUUGUGCGUUGGCUUCCCGGUGGGUGGAGACACCAUCAGCGUAACCAGCGGUGUGGUCAGCCGAGUAGAGGUGAUGACCUAUGCAGCGGCAUGUUCGGAACUGCUGGGGAUCCAAAUCGAUGCGGCCAUUAACAGUGGCAACAGUGGAGGUCCUGCUUUCAAUGCCAAUGGUGAGUGUUUGGGCAUGGCCUUCCAAAGUUUAUCUUCCGAUUCCGCCGAGAACAUUGGCUACGUCAUUCCAACAGUUGUGAUCAUGCACUUCUUGAAUGACCUGCUUAAGCAUGGCAGCUACACUGGCUUUCCCACCAUUGGAGUGGAGACUCAAACCAUGGAAAAUCCACACCUCCGGGAAGCUUUUGGAAUGUCACCCAAACAGAAGGGCCUCUUGGUGAACAGGAUUGCGCCCACCUGCGCAGUAGCCAAGCUAUUGGAGGUCGGCGAUGUCUUGUUGUCCUUUGAUAAGGAACCCAUCGCCAAUGACGGCACUGUGGUUUAUAGAAAGCACGAGCGUGUGGCUUUUAGCUGGCUAGUGGCCCAAAAGUUCUAUGGCGAGCCAGCUGAAUUCACAGUGCUGCGUGAUGGGAAGACGCUGGAACUUCAGCUGGAGAAGCUCAAUCCCCAAGUCGCAUUGGUUCCCGUGCACCUUUUCAACUCCAAACAUCAGGUUCCCUCCUACUUGAUCGUGGCUGGUUUGGUCUUCACCACUCUCACUGUGCCGUUCUUGCGAUCUGAAUUCGGUGAAGAGUGGGAAUGUGAGGCGCCUGUCGAGAUCGUUCAUCGCAUCAUCCAUCAACGUGCAGAGGAGAAGGGCGAAGAAUUGGUGGUCUUGACUCAGGUUUUGGCACAUGAUCUCACAGUGGGCUACGAAGAGCUGGAGAACAUGCUGUUGUUGACCAUGAAUGGCGUGGUGGUGAAGAACCUCCGCCAGGUGCGCGACCUGGUGGAGGCGUGUCAGCCCGAGGAGUUCCUGCGCUUCACGUUGCACAACAACUUGAUCUUGGUGCUGAGGGCCGAGGAUGCGCGGAAAGCCACGCCUGAGGCGUUGGAGAAACAUGGCAUCCCCUCAGCUACAAGUCCUGACUUGGAUGAUGUGGAUGUGGAGGUUGAAGCUGGCGAUGUCAAAGCUGAAGCUGUCAGUGCGUGAGGCCCGUGAGGGGCUGGUGGAUUUGUCGCCAGGGCGAGCCAAGUUUGUGGCAAAACCCUGGGCCUGGACCAUCAAUGUCCGGGAGAAAGGCCCAAAAGAGGCCAUGGGAUCCACCACUUGGUUCUCAAAACGGUCAUGCGACAAAGCCAAACAUGUGAGCACAGCCAGCUAUCCGGGCCUCAAAUGAAAGAUAUCCAGGGGGGCAUAGGGUGUUGAUA